AUGGAUUCAUCUUAUACUCAACAACCUUUCAUUCGAUCAUCACUUCCGAUGUCCACAAUUUCAUAUGGAAAUAACGCUGGUUAUUACGUACAACAACCACCAUAUCCAAGCCGUCCGAUAUUCAAUGCUCCUUCGACAAAUCACAAUCAACCAACAUCAUUCUACCCUUUUCAACAACCAAAUCAACCAAAUCAUUCACCACGAAUUCCAUUUGCUCCUGCAGGCAGUUUUCCACAACAAUCAUCAGUUGCAUCACACUGGAAUACUCAACAAAUCACUUACCAACAACCAUAUGGUUCCCCUUACCCCUAUUUUGAUUCAACAACUUGUUUACAGUCAGAUUUAUCUACGCCGAUAGUUUAUCCAUCACAACCAAGAUCUAGCCAGAAUCGACAAAGGAACGUUUUGCCUAUCAAGGAUCCAGUAUCGAAGAAGAUUAUCAAUUUUGGAGAUGAACAAUUUCCUCAUUCGAUUUCAUCAAACAAGUCAUCAUCUGUUAAUUCAACAUUGAAAUUACAGAUAGCCUCAAAAUAUACAUCCGACAUUCCACAGAAGUUCGUCGAGGACACAACUUUUAGCAAAAAUAUAGAGCAAGAAUGUCAAGAAUCAAAACCUUCUUCAUUAUCAGAACAUUCAACAUCUACAUUACCAACAGUAUUUGACAAUAAAUCCCUAUCAAUCAAUUUAGAUCUAUCAGAAUCUCAAAUUUCAAAUGUUUCUGAAAACAAAGAACAACUGAAAGAUGAGGUCGACAAUAUCCAAAAUGGAAAAGACCUUGUAGCUACACCAGAGAAGGACACAGAUAUUGAAGAAGGAACCAAUUUGUCUGAUAGCCUGGAACCUCAUGAACAGUCAGAUACAGAAUCAACGACAACGUGUGAAAGUAAAACUUCAUCAGGUGCGCAUAGUGAUACAAUAGUGACUAGUGAAAAUAAUUUCUUCAUCGAAACGACCUAUUCUUCAAAUAAUGACAUCCCAUGUGAAUCAAAUUCGUCCAAUCCUGUAUCUAUCUCGGAACAAAGUCAGCCAAAGAUCGAAUCAACUUUAUCUACUUCAAAUAUAUCGAUUUCCGGUUCAAAUUUUCAAUACACUCGACAAAAACUACUCGCAUUACGUGCACAUCGAUUAUCAAAAAUUCGACCGGCCAGUUUGCCGAAUAUUCCAACGAUCGUUUUAGCUAAACCAAAUUCUCCAAUUAAAACCGAUAGUGAAGUGAAUGAACAAGUUCUUCGCGAUGUUCGACUUAUUUUAAAUAAGAUUACACCUGAUACUUAUGAAAGAUUAUUGAAAAAACUCGAAUCACUCGACAUAUGCAAUCAUACUCGAUUGGAAGGCAUGAUCAAUAUUUUCUUCACUAAGGCCAUCGAAGAUAUUGCCUUUUGUCAUAUUUAUGCUGACUUAUGCAAAUAUUUUCAAAAGAAACAAGUGACUGUAUCCGAUGAGAAUGAUGUAAUGAAGACGUAUGUUUUUCAAAAACUUUUAUUACAACGAUGUCAACAGGAGUUUGAGAAUGACUAUCGACAAGAGAUUGAAUAUGAUCGACGCAAAGCAGAAAUUGAUCAAAUUGUCGAUGAUGAAAUAAAGAAGAAAGAAGCAAUUGAAAAUUUAGAUGAAGAUCUUGCUCGAGCUAAACGAAAAAAAUUCGGCAAUAUUGUUUUCAUCGGUGAAUUAUUCAAAGUACAAAUGCUUACCGAUUCAAUCAUGUACCAGUGUGUUGAUUAUUUAUUGAAUGAACAUGACGAUGAAGAAAGUCUCGAUUGUCUCUGUCGUCUUUUACGCUCCGUUGGUGGAGCACUCGAGAUUAAUGCAAACAAAAACGCUAAUACAAAGAAAACUUUACUUACACAUUAUCGUAAAUUAGAAAAUAUCACUCGACAAUCGCAUAUAUCAGCACGAAUCCGUUUUGCCAUUCAAGAUAUAAUGGAUAUGCGAAAAAAUGGUUGGAUCGCUCGUCGACCACAAGAAAAACCGAAGAAAAUCGAACAACUUCAUGAAGAAGAACGACUGAAAGAAGAACAACGAGAACGCAAUGAAGCGAAAAAAACUGGAUACGGUAGUCAUUAUCCGCAACCGUACAAAGGUUCAUACCGUAGUCAGGAACAGCCUACUAUUAAGAAGUCGGAAUCGAAUCAUUCUGAUCAACGAUUCAUCGUUGAAUCAUUACGACGAUUGCAAGCAGAUGAGAAACAGUACCAAGGAUCGACAAGUCUCAAAUUUGCACCGAUGGGUGGUUUGAAGAAGUGGUCAACUGUUGAGAAGAAGACAGUUAAGAAUGACCAGUCGAUCACAAAUCGUAACACUACUGAACAAACAACCAUUUCAACAUCUCCAUCAUUAUCAUCAGACGAAGUUGAAAAUGAGAAAACGAUAUUAUUUGACGAAGAAAAGAUUCUUGAACGUGUUCGUUCACUUGUUAAAGAAUACACCGAAAAUUAUUCCAUUCGAAGUGAUAUACCAAUUCGAGAUGCAAUCGAUGAUUUCAUUGAUUUUUGUACAUCGGAUGUUAAAGAACAAGCAUUGAUCGUUCAAGAACUUAUGACAAGUGUGUUCGAAUCAAAAGCAUUGGCACGUGUAGCCAUCGGACGAUUGCUUGAUGCAGUCAUUCAUGAGAAAAUUCUAUCUAAUGAAGGAUUUCUAUCUGGAUUUCAAUCGGUUGUCGAUUUUGCUCCUGAUUUAGCCAUUGACAUUCCUCGUAUUUGGCAAUAUAUCGGCGAAAUAAUUGGUCCGUUUCUAAUUGGUACAUCAUCAUCAUCUCGUAUUGAUUUGCUCACAGCCAUUUUUCAAAAGAUUCCGGAUACAAAAUCGAAACAAAUGUUUGAAUAUAUCAUGCGAUAUGCUGUGGACUUUUCAUCGAAAGAACAUGUUCGAGAAUUGUGGCAAUCGUCGACUCUCACAUUUGAGAAAAUUCUUAAAGUAGAUCUGAUCGAUUCUGCAUUUGUUCGUGAAUUUGAAUGGCUAAUCAAUAGUUCAUCAGCUCGUUCUGAUCCUGAACUCGUCAAACUAUUCAAAAAUAUCAAUAGUCAAGACUCAGAUAUCAUUGCUUAUAUUAAUCAUCAUUUCAAUUUAUCGGAAAAAUUCUCCAUUCGUACAAUUUUUUUCUCCUAUCUCCAGUCAUGUUUAAUCGGUCAAGAUCAAGAGAAACGAAUUCAAGAAGAUAUUGCUCGAAGUCAUAUUGGAGUGCUUAAAGCAGUUAUUAACGAUAGUCCGGAUAUUGAAAUUCAAGCUAUCUAUGCCAUUCAACAUUUUGUUCAUCAACUUGAUCAUCCACCGAAAAUGGCUGCAUUUUUCUUCGAUAUUUUCUAUGAUGAAGAAUGUGUUAGUGAAGAUAGGUUUUUCCAAUGGUACGAGUGUCCAGAUCCGUUGGAGAUGGAAGGAUAUGCAAAUGUGGUGAACUCAACGACGAAUUUUUUUAACUGGUUAAAACAAACGGAUGAACAGGAAACAUUUCCAUGA
Molecule: messenger RNA, 3453 nt
Organism: Rotaria sp. Silwood1
Lineage: Eukaryota; Metazoa; Rotifera; Eurotatoria; Philodinida; Philodinidae
Source: the annotation of a GenBank genome assembly